AUGGUCGCGACAGAGGAGGCUUCGUUAGAAGCGUCGUUUGCGAAUCCGUACUCCGCGUGCGGUUUCAUCGGCGGUAUCAUCUUCUGCGUGUCAAUUCUGCCGCAGCUGAUCAAGACGUACCGUACCAAGUCCGCCCAAGACCUCAGCUAUUUCUGGCAAGCAUGCUAUCUGCUAGGACUAAUCGGAAUCAGCGUAUACGGCGUGGCGUACAAGCUCUGGCCCGUUGCCAUCCCCCUUAUAAUCGAAAUCGUUUUCAUGGUAACCCUUACUGUUCUCAAGUACCGGUACGACAAGCGGGCCAAGAGAAAAAAGGCUGCUGGUGUUGGUGCUGAGGAUGGAGGGGGUGUGACUUCAACAGCUGCUCAUGCUGAUGUUGCUGAUGGUGAUGCUGCUGUUGAUGCUGAUAUCUCCAAUAAGGGGUGUAGUGGUUCUUCUGAUGUAGAAGAGGCUGUUGAAGGGGAUGUAGAUGAUAGUAGUACUGUUGUUAUUGCAGCAGACACAGAUGGGGUUUUAGAACACAGGAGGCAUUCAGGGUCAAAGGAGCCCUUGGAUGUUGCCACUACCAGCGAGCUGGAGAUGAGAAGGCUGUAA
Messenger RNA from Closterium sp. Yama58-4, 591 nucleotides. Lineage: Eukaryota; Viridiplantae; Streptophyta; Zygnematophyceae; Desmidiales; Closteriaceae. The record is from the annotation of a GenBank genome assembly.